This is a messenger RNA of Phytomonas sp. EM1, 1286 nucleotides long. Lineage: Eukaryota; Euglenozoa; Kinetoplastea; Trypanosomatida; Trypanosomatidae. The record is from the annotation of a GenBank genome assembly.
GCCUUGAUAGAUCGAAACUAGGUGUGGGGUACUUCAACAUGCCUCAACAUCGAUGCUCUUCACCCAUCAAACAACCUUGUUUAGAGGUACAUGGCAGUUCCUCUUCGGUUUUGGAUGCAGCAACAGAUCCUUUGGUAACUGAGCGUACUGCAUGCUGUACUAUGCGUGCUGACAAAUUUACUGCAUCAUUAAUUUCUACUCAACAACAGGGAAAUAUCACGUCAGGGUCAACCCAAUGUGCUCUCCCAAGCAUAAGCAAACGGGAGGAUUUUUUUUGCGUACAUGAAAAAAAAGAUCUUGAAUCGAAGUCCAUCUACCACAGUUUAGACAGAAGUGAACGCUCAUGUGAUGAGGGUGUUUUGUUGAAUAUGCUACACUCACAAACUUCCCGUGAUCUUUCACCGCUUGAAAAUUCAAAUUCAUAUGGCAGGUCAAGCUAUAUCCCAUCGAGGUUCCUUAAAUUUUUUAACGAUUCUGAGUUGCAGGCAUCUAAGAGGCAAGCCAUGUCUGACUAUAUCAUAAUAAAAAACAAGCUGGAGCUUCGGGAGCUACUCCUUAACGCUGAAAUUAUGAGAGGAGAGAUUGAGGAUGCUGCCUUAUCACAACUACAGGCCAUUCAUACUAGAUUUUGUAAAGAAUUAUCAAAGUUUUCUAUGCUAGCUGGAGUCCCAGGUCGACGACUUCUAAAAUUCCAAGGUCGACUCAAGCAGCGUGAGAACCUUAAGAAUGCUGAAAAUGCGAAAUGGGAGGCACAACUUCUAGCAGAAGGUCGUUGUGCAUGGCAAGAUGAAGUCAAGGCACAGGAAGAGAAGUCUAGAGAAGAAGUGGAGCGUUCCAGGCUGAAGAAAAUUCAAGAAAAUCAAUUUCGAGCAGCUAUCGUCUUUAUUGUUUGUCGUGAGCGUACUGACCGCGGGCUGCUUGAAGGGGAAGUUGAGACAGCAUGGAAUGAGUUGUGCGGCAAGGAAGCUAACGAACGUAAGGAGGCAGAGCAGUUGGCUUAUGAGAGAUUUAUGAAUAGUCCGGAGCAGCUCGCUUUGGCAGCCGAGCGUGAGCGGAAGGCACUGAGGGAGCGCAAAAAAAAGGCACGUUUGCAAAGAAUACUUCAAAGUGAACAGAAGCGUAUCAUAGAAAGAUGUCAUCAUGGACGCAAUGGAACUUCUCUUCUCGAAAACCCUGGGCCUCAAAAGGCUUGCUGCCGCUGUCGUAUUCGUUUUGACGAACAUUUAGGCUACUAUAUUAGCAGCGAUGCGAACAACUCAUCUGGGAAUCCACAAAAAAGGAAAUAA